AUGGCUUUAAUGGGAAUGGAAACUGCCUCAUCAUCUCUCCCAAGUUCUUCUACUUCAUCUUCUAUUGAGCAACGGAAGUAUGAUGUUUUCCUCAGCUUUAGAGAUGAACUUGCAAAUAUCAUUGCGUGCAAGAAAGAUAUUGAAAUGGCAGUUUUACCUGUUUUUCACUAUGUUGAUCCAUCUGAUGUACGAAAACAAAUAGGAACUUUUACACAGGCAUUUGUUAAACAUGAAGAAAAUGAGGAAAAAACAAGGGCAGAUAAAUGGAGAGAUGCUUUGAGACAGGAUGUUAGGGAAAAGUUUGAAAAAUAUGGUCUUGUUCCACUACAACAGAAAAUUAUAGAUGAAGUUUUGAAGGAAAAGAAUUUGAAAAUAGAAGAGGAGUAUGAUGGAGUUCUUAAGAUCAAGAAUAGGUUAUGUCAUAAAAGGAUUCUUCUUGUUUUUGAUGAUUUAGAUAAGAUGAAACAGUUAAAAAUGUUAGCUGGGGAGCAUGAUUGGUUUGGUUCUGCUCUUGAGGUUUUGGAUUCCUUUUUGUUUGGAAAAAGUACUGUUGAAUGGACGAUUGCAUUAGAGAGACUCCAAGAAUUUCCAGACAAAGCAAUUCUUGAAAAGAAAGAUUAUGUAUUAGAAAUACUAGAUAUUCUUGGCCUUUACCCUAUUAUUGGAUUGAAGGAACUUGCUAAUACGUCUCUUUUGAAAAUUAUGGAUAAUGAUAUAGUGCGGAUGCAUGACUUACUUGAAGAAAUGGGUAGGAACAUAGUUUGUCAAGAGUGCCUUGAUGAUCCUGGGAAGUGUUGUAGAUUGUGGGAUUACGAAGACAUUGACAAAGUGUUAAAAAGAAAUAGGGGGACAGAAGCACUUAAUGCCUUGGAUAUUCUGAGUACUUAUAAUGAACAACAAGUUGUAUGUUGGAACCCUGAGGCCUUUUCGAAGAUGGACAAUCUUAAAUAUCUUAGAAUUUAUGGCAUUCUCCACGUCCCCACACACCUUCCUAAUGAUUUAAGAAUUCUUGAUUGGAUUUUGUAUCCAUCAAAAUAUUUGUAG
Quercus robur (English oak) is the source of this 1044-nucleotide messenger RNA. RefSeq names its product disease resistance protein RUN1-like. The coding region runs from base 1 to 1044 and encodes 347 amino acids. Lineage: Eukaryota; Viridiplantae; Streptophyta; Magnoliopsida; Fagales; Fagaceae. The transcript is spliced from 6 exons. Gene Ontology annotation, biological process: defense response; signal transduction. The record is from RefSeq and is a predicted model, not a curated record.